Messenger RNA from Odontomachus brunneus, 1728 nucleotides. It is a transcript of the gene Wdr82, whose product is annotated as WD repeat-containing protein 82. The record is from RefSeq and is a predicted model, not a curated record. Bases 616 to 1563 code for a protein of 315 amino acids. Gene Ontology annotation, molecular function: protein binding; chromatin binding. Gene Ontology annotation, cellular component: Set1C/COMPASS complex. NCBI's taxonomy places the organism in Eukaryota, Metazoa, Arthropoda, Insecta, Hymenoptera, Formicidae. The transcript has a single exon.
UAUCGGCUGAUAGUUUCCGCGAAUCGCGUACAUCUAUUAUCUGAAGAUUCGACGACACGGCUGUUCCGAAACUCAUCGCGGGAAGAGUGUCGCAACCGCUGCGCUCGCGAAUGCGAGCGAUUUCCAGUUGGCAGAAUUUGUGGUGUAUGCGGUGGGUAGGUUCGCCGACGGCGUCCGUUCUCGUGCAACAAGGGACUGGGACAGUGGACAGUGAGAAUAAUUGGAGUUAGCGAGCACGGGCUACAGCUUCGUCGUAUUUGGCGAGCAGCUCAGUGGAAAGACGUCGAGGAAGCUCUAGCCGCAGCCGAGGAAGAAAAGGAAGAGCAGGAACAGCAGGAGGAGGAAGAGGAGGAGGAGGAGUAGGAGUAGGAAGUCGGAAUCAGAGUCCACGUUCUCGACGUCGCGUCCCGGAGGCGACCUCGGCGGCGGGUCCUCGUUUCGCGCUCUCAAGUACCGCUCUCGGCGCCGCCUCGCAGUUCCGCCGCUCUUCCGUAGUCUGCUGCGAGGCGCGACACGGCGCCCGCGUACGCGCCCGGCCGCAACGCCAGCGCAGACAUUGCGGAGACGAAGAGGUUAAGAGGACGGCACGAACGCGAGGACGCGCCGUCCAUCACCAUGAAGCUAGUCGACCAUGUGGUGCGUAGCUUUAAGGUGGCCAAGAUAUUCCGCGAGAACUCGGAUCGGAUAAAUAGUAUCGAUUUCUCGCCGAACGGCGACACGCUGAUCUCGUGUUCGGAGGACGACCAGAUCGUUAUCUAUGAUUGUGAGAAGGGCACGCAGGUGCGUACGGUGAAUUCGAAGAAGUACGGAGUCGACUUAAUACACUUCACCCACGCCAAGAACACCGCGAUACACAGCAGCACGAAGAUCGACGACACUAUUCGAUAUCUGAGCCUGCACGACAAUAAGUACAUACGAUACUUCCCGGGUCACACGAAGAAGGUAGUGUCGCUGUGCAUCAGCCCGAUCGAGGACACUUUCCUGUCAGGCUCAUUGGACAAGUCUCUGAGACUCUGGGAUCUACGCUCGCCAAAUUGUCACGGAGUGAUGAACGUUUCGGGACGACCGGUCGCGGCUUACGAUCCCGAGGGACUGAUCUUCGCCGCGGGCGUCAAUUCCGAAAGCAUCAAACUGUAUGACCUUCGUAGCUUCGAUAAGGGCCCCUUCGUCACCUUCAAGGUCUCGCAGGAGAAAGAGUGCGACUGGACUGGACUCAAGUUCAGCAGGGAUGGUAAGACCAUCCUUAUCUCCACCAACGGCAGCACGAUCCGCUUGAUCGACGCGUUCCACGGCACACCCCUACAGACUUUCACCGGCCAUCUCAAUAACAAGGGCAUCGCGAUCGAGGCUAGCUUCAGUCCAGACUCACAGUUCGUGUUCAGUGGCUCCACGGACGGCAGGGUGCACGUGUGGAACGCGGAGACUGGUUACAAAGUUUGCGUGUUGAACGGUGAUCAUCCAGCACCGGUGCAGUGUAUUCAAUUCAAUCCUAAAUAUAUGAUGCUGGCGUCAGCGUGCACCAACAUGGCUUUCUGGCUUCCCACUAUUGAGGAAAGCGCAUAAGACUCGCUUGCGAUCCAAUGCGGCGAUUGCCGUCGGCUAGAAGCGUUCUCUGCGAUUCAGGCGACGCAAAGAGAAGGAGAGAGCUGAAAACAACAGCUGGUCGGAAGAGGAGAGAGAGAGAGAGAGAGAGAGAGAGAGAGAGAGAGAGAGAGAGAGAGAGAGAGA